UGGCAGUAGCCUGGGCAUGUGCUUCGAUUCUCUGUCUAGGGAGCAGCUGGAGUGGAGUCGUAUGGCACUGCAGUCGAUGGAAAACCAGAUCACCAGACUGUCAGAAGGUCAGAAUCUCGUUUCCGAAUUCAAUGAGCUGGAGGCAGUGACAGAGUGCAUCGAGUUCUACAACAAAGCAGGUGGUCGCUCCGAGGGUCUUCUUGCGGAAAACACGAAGCGGAACCGAUACUGCAAUGUGAUACCAUUCGAUAGGACCAGGGUUAAACUCGGAGCAAGAAGCCGUCCUGUCACUCCAAGAGUAAGGUCGGAUGCAUUUUCCACGAAGAACGGGUCUGCAAUGGGGAAAAAUAAUGAGCAGGGAGCGAAGGAUGGCUCCACUAGAGGGGGGGGGCAUAGGUCAAGACAAGAUUUCUCAUCCUUUCCUUUCCAUGGCCAGCCUACUGUGAAAGGCGACACAGGCUUGGCUAUAGAGAAUAGACUCGAUAGUGUCAAGAAUGGACCGGAUAACACAUGCAAUAGCCAAUCUGUAGAGAGCAGGCUGGGUAUGGAUAUGGCUUCCAAGGAUGGGCGAGCCAUCGAGAUGUCAUCUUCGGCGGUCGAUGUGGAAGCCGUAUUGAACAGGUUGUUGCACACUGCUGUGCCGACAACCGUGGAUGUAGGUGUAAGGGAGGCUUCGUGUGAGAAGUCGGCAUUGCCUAUGCCAUUGGAUGCUUCGACAGCAGCAAAGGAUGGCAUGACUUCAAAGGAUGCACGAGCUGUCAAGAAAGCAUUACUGGCUGCAGAGGCCACGGGGAAUGACUCGUGCAGUGCUGUCGGGGCAACAACAAACCUUGGGGGUACCGUAGAUCCUGGUGGUGAGGAGGCAUCGUGCGAGAAGUCGGCAUUAGCUCUUAUGCCAUUGGAUGCUUCGACUGCAGCAAAGGAUGGCAUGGCUUCGACGGAUGCACGAGCUGUCAAGAAAGCAUUAUCGACAGCAGAGGCCACGGGGAAUGACUCGUGCAGUGCUGUCCGGGCGACAACAAACCUUGGGAGUCCUAUAGAUCCUCGUGGCAACAGGGAUUUACCACCAGCUAUGGAGGCUACGCCGAGAAUGAACGAUGAUGCUAUGACUUUGAAAGAUGCACAAGCUAUGGAUGGUUUGUCGUUGACACUGGGCCCUGUCCCAUCCAUGGACCAUGUGGUACCGGAGGAGGCGGCAGCGCUGAGAAAGGACAGUAAGAAACCUGUCAAUUGUGCAUCGUCUGUAGGGGAGGCUAGGCAACCGAAGAAGGAUUCCUUCAGAACGUUGGAGCAUCCGCCGCUGGCCGUGGUUUGGAAUUGCUCAUCGGAUUAUAUCAAUGCGAGUUAUGUUCGAGAGGAGAAGUGUCCGAGGCUUCCGGUGUACAUUGCCACUCAGGGACCUUUACGCUCUACGGAAGUCGACUUCUGGCAGAUGGUCGUGGAGAACGAUUGCAACGCAAUAGUGAUGCUUACGAAGGAGUUUGAAGGAGGGCGUAACAGAUGUCGGCGAUACUUUCCUAUCGACGAAAAUGAACGAAUUGUCUAUCCAGCGAGUCACCUGUCGAUUACCACCAAGGUGAAGAAACUUAUGGGACCAAUUGUGUACAGAGAACUGGAAGUAGCGCAAUUAACACCGGCAGGAACGUAUUCUUUUGUUCUGACGACCGUCCACCAUUACCAAAUUCUCAACUGGCCGGACCAUGGGACUCCUCUGUCUUCUAGUCCUUUGCGGGCGCUGAUCCGACAGUUCCGCGUCUUGCCUCUACUCGGUGACAGCCCGCUGGUUGUUCACUGCAGUGCUGGGAUCGGGAGAACAGGUGUCUACAUUGUUUUGGAUUACACAUUGCGGAGGAUUUUGAAUGGCGACUUGGGAGCCGUGGACGUUAUGGAGACGGUUCAGAGGCUCCGGGCCCAGCGGCCCGGAAUGGUGCAAACAAAAGAACAGUAUAUGUUCUGCUUCGAGGCAAUCCGGGAGGAACUGAUGGAGCUGGUAAUGCGGACAAUGGCAAAUAACACAGUAAUGAUGGUGUCAAACCAGUCAAAUUCAUAAGAGAUCGGAAAUCGCAUAUUUAACCACCCCGAGAGGCGGUUAAUGGAAGGCCCAAAAUUCGGCGAAUUUUGGCGAAUUUUUCAACGAAACUUUCAUAUGGCCUUCCAUUAACCGCUUGUGCACGAUCAAUACUGCGAGCUGUUCUCCGCCACGACACGGGUUGAAGCAAAACAUCAUGCAGCGGUCUAUUACAAUCACCAACUUGCGUAGCUCAGUUGGUACACCAAUGAACUGUUUCUUUGCGG
Molecule: messenger RNA, 2295 nt
Organism: Chara braunii
Lineage: Eukaryota; Viridiplantae; Streptophyta; Charophyceae; Charales; Characeae
Source: the annotation of a GenBank genome assembly